CUUCCCCCAGGCUCACUCUCACUUUUAGGAGAGUAUUUUUGCGCACGCACCUCUUGGACUUCUACUCAGUUCUCAGAUCUGGAUUAUCUCAGUCCACCAUGGCAGCCCUGUUCAGCAGUGAUGUUUUCUCCUGUUUUGUCUUCUAUGGUGUCCUUCUGGUCCUAAAAAUGUACAUUAUAGCCAUCAUAACGGGACAAGCCAGGCUGCGCAACAAGGCUUUUGCAAACCCUGAAGACGCGCUGAGACACGGAGGUUUACAGUUUCACAGAGAGGAUCCGUACGUAGAGAGAUGCCGAAGGGCUCAUAUUAACGACAUCGAAAACAUCCUCCCUUUUCUGUUUUUGGGUGCUGUCUAUUCCCUGAUUGGACCCUCCCUCGGCACAGCCCGCCUCCAUUUCUUGGUCUUCUUCCUGGCUCGUGUGCUGCACAGUGUUGCCUACUUGUUUGCAUUGCGGGCACCGACUCGCUCCUUGUCUUAUAUUAUUGCACAGAUACCUUGCGUUUCCAUGGCGCUGCAGAUCCUGGCAGCGUUCGCCUCUUAUGCCUAAAAUCCUGACAGGCCUGAGGGACUGAACUGGUGGCGUUCUGGGUCAGUGGGCGGUAGUUAACGAUCCGUGACCCUGUAACCUGUGGCAGAAAAUGCAAGAAACCUUCUGAGGGUGGACUGUUAAAGACAUAGAAUGUCAGUGAGAGUGCAAUGCAUGCUGGGUGAAACGCACCACAGCUGUAGUUUCUGAUCAUUUGUCAGUAUUUUUUAUUAAUAAGUUCAAAUGUGAGAAUGCCUCCUUAUUCAUUUUGUUUGAAGUUACACUCAUGUACUGUAUAUUUAUAGUGCAAAUGAAGGUUGUGUUUUUUUUUGUUUUUUGUUUUUUACAUCAUGUUUUGUUGAAAUGACUCGAUGGAAUCACCGCCUGACGUACAUUUUGACAUUUAGUCUCAGCCACCUUGGAAUUUUCCAGCGCUGUGUGUUGACCACUGCCUCUUAUGUUUAACACACAACAAACCACCGUUCCAUGUGCGCCGUUUCCUCCCUGGAUUCAUCUGUUUCCUAUGCGGAUAUAUUCCAUAUGUUGUGUUAACAUCUGUUUAAGUAUUGAACUGAACAAAAGGACUCUGGGAUGAUGAUGAAAGGUCUUCUAAUCUAAGCUCAAUCUCCGUCUCUGUCGCUGAGACUGUUUGUCAAAUUCCUUUUAAGGCACUUGAGAGAAGAAAGGAAUCCUAACACUGAGCUUGGACUGCAAUUAUUAUCUCAACAACCCCCCCAGACAGAGGAAGAAUGGUGGAAAAGGUUUUAUGAUAUGUAAUAUUUUAAUGUUAAGAGUUAUUUUAUUUCUAUUUCUAUGUAAUGAACUAUUUUUGAGCUUGAUCCAUAAGUAUUGAAAUAAUAAUAAUUUAUUAUCAAAUGUAAUGUAUUCUAUGAUGUUUUUUGACUCCCAAAAUACCAUUUGUAGGCAAUAAAACAGUUUACAUAUUUAA
Molecule: messenger RNA, 1476 nt
Organism: Sphaeramia orbicularis (orbiculate cardinalfish)
Lineage: Eukaryota; Metazoa; Chordata; Actinopteri; Kurtiformes; Apogonidae
Gene: ptges
Product: prostaglandin E synthase
Exons: 3
Coding region: 99-548 (149 amino acids)
Biological process (GO): prostaglandin biosynthetic process
Cellular component (GO): membrane
Molecular function (GO): prostaglandin-E synthase activity
Source: RefSeq, a predicted model, not a curated record